GCAGUGAGAGAUUUAAGAACUGAUAGGUGGUCGAGUUGUGUUUGGCCGGGUGGAUAUGCGCAAGCAAAGUCGAGGAGCUUUAUUUCCCCUCUCUUGUGGGAUUAUUGCCAGCAAUGGACAGAGAGAGGAAGGAGGAACAGCGGCAGGCGUUUCUUGAUUUUCACUGUUCUAACCUUGCAGCGCAUCGCAAAUGGACACUGGCCUCUUUAAAUACCGCGUUAGGAAACUUUUAAUAGUGCCCGAAAUACAUGAAAAGUGAGUGGCCCACGUGUUGUAGAGACCCAGAAUCCAAAAAAGAGGCGCAAUCAUGACGACCGAGAUUUCCCAGCAGCGUUUGGAUCCAUCCAACCCUCUGCGCUCCAGUCCAGCGGCCGGUGCUCUGAGCGCAGCGCUGCUGAGCGCACAGCCAGGGAUGGAGAACGCGCACAACGCAUCAGCUAAAGGGAAAAAGGGAAACUCAGGCUUGAGGCGACCAGAAAAGCCCCCUUACUCGUAUAUUGCUCUGAUUGUGAUGGCAAUUCAAAGCUCUCCAACUAAGAGGCUCACUUUAAGCGAAAUCUAUCAGUUCCUUCAGGCCCGGUUCCCUUUCUUCAGGGGAUCCUAUCAGGGAUGGAAAAAUUCUGUCAGACACAACCUGUCUCUGAAUGAGUGCUUCAUUAAACUGCCCAAAGGUCUGGGCAGACCCGGCAAGGGCCACUACUGGACCAUCGACCCGGGCAGUGAGUUCAUGUUCGAGGAGGGCUCCUUUAGGCGCAGACCUCGGGGGUUCCGAAGGAAAUGUCAAGCUCUGAAACCAAUGUACAGGAUGAUGAACGGUAUCGGGUUUGGAGCAUCCAUGCUGCCGCAGACCUUUGACUUCCAAUCAUCUUCUGGCUCGUUAGCUUGUCACAACAGCUACAACUUGGACUUGAUGGGGAAUACGGUUCCAGGCGGGUUCGAGGGGCUUGGAGGAGGACAUCACGUCCCGCACAUGUCUUCAUGCUCCGGGUCCUCCUAUAUGGCCGCAUGUCAGGCGGCCACCAACUCAGACUAUUGUCCGGACAGCAGCAGCAGCCCCCUGCAGUCCUCCCCAGCCAUGGUGGGCACUUUGGACUGUCAGUCUCCGUAUGCAAAUGCAGCCUCUCAUUGGAGCUCACCUGGAGUGUCUCCAUACAUCAAGCAGCAGUCUCUGGCAUCAGGCGGUCAGAACUCCUCCGCCAUGCACACUGGGAUGUCCUCUUACUCUCUGGAUCAGAGCUACCUGCACCAUAACGCACGAGAUUCUUCUGACAUAUCAGUGGGACUGUCUCGGUAUUCCAGCCACUCAGCUCCCGUGUGCGACAGGAAGGAAUUCGUUUUAAACCUAAACGGAAUCUCUUCCCUCCAUCAUCCCAGCAGCGGAGGAGCUUAUUACCACCAGCUCCAUCACCAUCACCAGAGCGUCUACCAGGACGUGAAGCCGUGCGUGAUGUGACGAGAACAGCUCCGGCGGUAAAACUGCAAAAGACUUCCUCUGAAUUCAGCCUGAACUGAACUUUUCUUCACGACUCCGAGAUGAGUAGGAAAAAGAAAAGUCUCCUCAGUGACCUUUGACCUUUGAAAUCAUCAGGUUAUGAUGUGGGGACUUGCAGCACUUUCUCAAUAUGUGACUGACUUCACGCACAUGGAUGCGCAAUAAAUGCAUUUUACUGAAAGAAUUAAAACAUACCUGAAUUCAUGUCUAUUCAUGCACUUCAUUUACUUUUGCUGACAUUGUUGACAUCGUUGCUGAUCUCCUGUCAGUCAUUUAAGAGAUUUAUUUGUAAAGGAUCAUUUGCAAAUGUUUGAGGUCUUAAGGAAUAAAUAUUUCUUAGAAAUAUA
Acanthochromis polyacanthus (spiny chromis) is the source of this 1839-nucleotide messenger RNA. RefSeq names its product forkhead box protein F2-like. The coding region runs from base 308 to 1453 and encodes 381 amino acids. Gene Ontology annotation, biological process: regulation of transcription by RNA polymerase II; animal organ morphogenesis. Gene Ontology annotation, cellular component: nucleus. Lineage: Eukaryota; Metazoa; Chordata; Actinopteri; Pomacentridae. The record is from RefSeq and is a predicted model, not a curated record. The transcript has 2 exons. Gene Ontology annotation, molecular function: DNA-binding transcription factor activity, RNA polymerase II-specific; RNA polymerase II cis-regulatory region sequence-specific DNA binding.